Molecule: messenger RNA, 10220 nt
Organism: Penaeus vannamei (Pacific white shrimp)
Lineage: Eukaryota; Metazoa; Arthropoda; Malacostraca; Decapoda; Penaeidae
Source: RefSeq, a predicted model, not a curated record
CUGUGCGAUAGUGAGAUAAGAGUGUUUGGGGCAGAUACGAAGAGACGUUCAUUAUAGCAGUGGACGUCUCCUGGCGGCACUGCUGGGGACUUUGCUCCCAAACAGGACUGGCGCUACCUCCCCGAGGCCAGCACUUGGCACUCACGGAGCCACGUGAUGCCAGUGUUGAGUUUGCUGUGCCUUAGGUAGCAUCAGAUAUGAUAUGAAGUUGAACAAAAGAUAAUCAUUGUGAAAGUGACAGAGAGCAAUGAGAGACAAGUGAGCGGCGGUUGGACGUGUGCCUAGCGGGAAGUUGUGUAAAGUGAGACAGAGAACCGUCGCUCGAACCUUCGACUAUGGCACACCGUCGCCAGGGUUCCCGCGCUGCCAGGCGUCAGGCGGACCCCAGCUUCAUCUUCGAGGAUUUCGCGGGGGAGCCCAAGGGGCCCGGUCACCCAGGGACGGCUGCCGGCCCCGGUGGGAAGAGCAAGAUCCCCGGGCCCGUCAAGGAUCACCGGGGGAAGUCGAGAGGACCCAAGUCCAAGGGGAAGAAUUCGAGGGACAGGGCCCAAGGCGGGGGUGACGCCGAGGCCAAAGCGGAGAGCCCCGAGGGUCGCGGGAGCCCGGGGGGGCCGAGGAGCGCCGAGCCCGCGCCCAGAGCGGAGGAGGCGAGUCCCGCGAGUAGACCUCUCACUAACGGCGUGAAGGCCGAUGGGAAACCAGCGCCGCUCUCGGAGCCAGCGAGGGACAGCGCCGUUGAAGGGGAAGCGAAAUCAUCCAUUGACCCUCGGGAGGAACCGGGAAUUGACACUGAGAAACCGUCAUCGGAAACAAAUGGCAAAGAAGUGAACUCCGUUGCCACGCCGUUGAUUAACAAUUCCGAAUCUUCUGAAGAACCAGAAGCCGUUUCCAUAGAACCAUCGUCUGCAGGUUUUGAGACUGUAGAAGAACCAGCAGAUGAAAAAGAUUUGCAUAAUUCAGGUAUAGUUAAUAAAUCAGAACAGAUUAGUGAGCCUCAGGUAAAGCCAUCAGAAAAUAUGGAGCCAAAGCAGUCGGAGGACGAUCGCGGAGAACUUUCUGUAACCAAUGAAGCAGAAGGCAGCCCUGCUGAACCGAAGCCUAAAGGCGUAGAGAUCCUCAAAGAAGCGGAGGCCGACAGCUCUGAAACCUUCAGGCACAUUGAAAUUAAUUACAUGGACCCCGUGCAGCAGCUUCAGACGAUCGUAGAGGAGACCAGAGAACCUGAAGCCACGGGCGAGGAAUCGCAAAAGGAGCAGAAAGAUAACGAAAGCAAGGACAGUUCAGAGACGGAGGAGAGUGCGGAAAAGGCGGCGGGAGAAGACUCGGGGCAGGCGCAGCCACAGUCUGCUCGUGAGAGAAAGACGAAGAUCCCAGGACUCCUGAAAGAGCCCAAUUCGAGGGGCUCGGGGAAUAAAGGGCUGAGAGUGACCUUUGACUUGAGUAACACCUCGGAGAAGGACGAGAAUGUGAUUGACAGCUGGGAGGACCUGAGUGAUGCGGAUGGCGGGGAUUUGGUCAUAGACGAGGAUGAUAUCAUCGACUGCGGAGUGAAGCUGUCAACAAUGGACGGCCUUCUGGAUCUAGGAGAGGGCCUGGACGUCGAGAGCCCGCUGACUUCCCCCAAGAGCGACAAACCCAACGAGAGUAUCCAGUGGUUCAGGCCGAGUGACGAGUUCCGGUCAGAGCCUCUCGGUGGAAAAGCCCCGAACAAGGCUGGUGACGGAGGCGGCGACGGUGAAGCUAUUCCAGGCGUGGAUGAUGUCGGAAGAGGUGCGUCGGAGGCUGAAGAUAAUGGCAGGAAUUCAGGUGACAAUACGCCCGUUCUCGGAGCAGACAUUAUACCACUCAGUAUCUCGGUUUAUAACGAAGGCAAUAAUAGUGUGGAAAUUCCCUUUAUUGACGGGGAAGAGGAGACCUGUGUUGACGACGACGAUGAAUGGGAGACGGAGCCCAGCGGAAGCAGCAGCGAAAAUGGAAGUGGUGAUAAGGUUUUGAAUGUUGAAUGCAGGAAAGGGAAUCUCCCGGCUCCUGAUAAAGCGAGCGAGGGAGGUGAUGAAAAGGAUUCACAAGGAGAAGGGAAAGAAGACCAGCAGGGAAGCCGGGAGGAAGAGGAAGACAGGACUCUAGUAGACCAGCCAAGCAUAGAGGAAGACAGCGGCGAGAAGGAUGACGACCUUAUCACCAAGGAAGACAUCGACGUCGUGUUCAUGGCCCUCGAGAAGAGGCCAGGCAAGGGAGAGACUGUUCCUCUGGCGUCACCGGAGACCAUGAGUCCUGUUGUGAUGGACGGAAGUCCCCCCCAGAAGACACAGUCUCGGGUGUUUGUCGGACCUCUGCCACGCCCCGAGCGCACGUAUGCUUGGGACAGGCCUGGGUCGCCUCAGGUGUCGAUAGGAUACGAGUGUCAAGAAAGGAAGGCCGCAUCCGUCUGCAGCUCUGAGACUGAAUCUGACGGAGAGUUGGUGCCGUGCGAGGACAAGUGCAUUGGCACUGCGGACUUCCUGGUGGAGAGUGACUCCGAACCUCUUGAUCUCAGCAGCAGCAGCAAUGACAGGACGUCGUCUGUUUGUGACACGCUGUCAUCACAGAGCCAGGACGCUGUGGAAGUAAGGGGUGAUGGUGAGAAGGCAUGUUUGGCACCAGAUGACGACGUUCAUACCAAGAGUGCCAGAAAUGAGAAAGAUACUUUAGCCGUUUCCGACGUCCAGCCUGACAGCUCCUCGCCCUCGUCUGACGGCCAGGAGGAAGUGAAUUGCGUAGGGAAGUCAGAGAGCGGGAAAGAGAGUCAGAUAAACGGAAAGAAGAACGGGAAGAAAAAGGGCAAGAAAAAUAAAAGAGAAGUAAUCGCCGAACCAGCGCCAGUGCCAGAACACAUUCUAGGGAGGCCGAAGCUGGUUCGCGGAAGAAGCUGGAAGGAAAAACGAGAGCGAUUCAUGAAGGAAUACCAGGACCCCCUUUCGCUCUCAUUUGGGAAAGAGCUGUGUGAGUCUGAGAUCGUGGAGGACACGUCAAACCUGCUCACAGAAACGUGCACUGAGGCCAGCCUGGAGGCGCUACCCAAAAGCUCUUCAGAGACGACUCUGGUUAUGUUUCCAUCCGGAACAGAUUCUCUUGCAACCGCAGGGGACGAGAGCAACCCCAGUACUGCAGCUGAUGGUGGCGUUUCCAAUCUCCCCGAGGUCAAUAUCGAAGACGAGGCCCUCUGGAUCAGCCGCAACAUCGUCCCACCUCCGCCCAAAGUCGCCAUUGAGGUGACAGCUGCGAGCGACGAGGACGAGAGCGACUUCCACAGUGUUCACGAGAAGGAAGAUUUCUACGUAGUGAAGGCUAAGGAGACCGCGAAGCCCCUCGAGGCAAAAACGGAAUUCGUAGGUGAUAGUGAGUCAAGUGAUGAGGGACCGCAACUGCCUUAUGAUCAGAAGACUUCGGAAGAAACAACCUCAGCAUGUGAGGUGUGGGCUGCGAGCACGCCUCUCAUUGGCAUUUCCUUAGAAGGGAGUCAGUUAGCUAAAGAAAAAAGUCAUGACUUGUCAGAGAGUCCCAUUGACAGUAGUGAUAAUUCGGCGUACACAGAUGCUAAGGAUAGUUCAUGUGCGGAAAGCUUACCCCAUUCGUAUGAUUAUGUUCGGUCUUUCCCGGAGGUUAUAGGCACUCAGUCGUUAAAUCUCGUAUAUUCCUAUGACACAGACUCAGACUUCAAUUCCAAACCAGAUCAGUGGAGCUCAAGAUCAAAAGACACAAGUUUGGUUGUGAAUGGGAGGGGGAAGAACGAGUUGGAGAAAGCAGGCCCCGACGUGCCUGCGGGAGAGAUAGUGUACGAGGGACCGUGUUCUUGUCGCCCAGGUGAGUCUCGCAUGGGACCCCUCUUGCCAUCAUAUCUGGCUCCCACAGUGGGUGUGGGUAUGAGUGUAGGUAGCCAGGACUCGCCACUCAGUGUUCCGCCUCUCUUCGAAAGUGACCAUGACGACGUUUUCUCAGACGACGCCAUGAAGUUGGUGGUGGACAGUUUAGUGAACGAGGAUAGUGAGACGCUGCAGGACUCUGCGGGCGAUAAUGACGCGAACGGCUCAGACAUCCGCUCGAGGAUCAAAGAGAUAGUGGGCCCGCGGCUCCAGCGGGAGCGAGGGAGGCCGACGGCGAGGGGAGGGCGGGAUGAGGGCGAUGAAGGCGCCGAGGAGCACCUUCUGACGAGUGGAGAGAGUCCACGGGGAGGGCGGGAGGAGUCACCCCUGCCAGGGUCCUCUCCAGCCUCUAGCUCAGGAGUCCAAGGUUCCGACGAGAUGUCCCUCUCCCGCUCCCGCUCGAGGUCCCCCGCCUCGAAGGAUCCCGCAUCGGCGAGUGUCAUUCCCGCCCCUUACGCGCAGCCGGACAUGAUCUUCGAGGGCUGCCCGCUGCAGCAGGAACUAACCCCAGACAAGAUGGACCCUGCAGAAAGUCUGAGGGCGUUAAGGUUUGAAGCAGGGCUGGACUCGGGCUCUGAAAAGCCCCAGCAGGUGGACUGCAGCUUUAGGACAUUCAGGGACAUGUAUCAAAUCAACCCCGUUUACCUAACGGACUCGGACGACCCCGAGGACCCCACCGAGUCCGAUACGAUAAUUCAGGGGCCAGGGGGCUAUGACCUCGACAGGUCCAUCACUGUCAAUAGCUGGGGGUCUGCCUCGGAGGAGUCCCCAGUGCCCCAGGAACUCAGCUCGUCCCCGCCCCUGCCAGGAGCUCGAGGGGCGAGGAAGGUCCCUAAGGUCACUAAGCUUCUCAGGGAAACUCAAGGUAUCGUGCAAAGAUGGGAGGUGCUACAAGCCCAAGCCGUGGAACGGCAGCGGCAGAGCGGGCAGGUGCGAGAACUGCAGCGCCAGGUGAAGUCCCUGCGCGUCGUGCUGGAGUCGCUGAUCGAGAGGGCCAGCGACACCACACAGGUGAAGGACCUCGAGACACACCAUCAGCUCAGCGACAAACUGCAGGAGCUCAAGGACCUUCAGCAGGAGGUGAUGACGAGGAAGGGUGAGGUGUCGAGCAUCAACCUUGCGGUCCACAGGUUCAUGACGGAGACCGGCUACUCCCUGGCGCACCUCAAGGACGAGGUGGCGGACCUCUACCGGCUGUGGGACGAGGCGCACAAACGAGCCAGCAGCGAGCUGUCGCGGCUGGAAGGCGUGGAAGCCACGUGGAGACUGUGGGAGACACAGGCGGAGGAGCUGCGCCGCGCCCUCCGCAAGGACUGCGACACCCUCAAGGUCCUGGACGCCGCCAUCCAGACGGGCUCCCUCACCGACACCGCCACCGCCUCCAUGCAGGACGUCGAGAGACUCCUCAACGACCGCCGCAAGUCCCAGCCCGGGAAGAGACUCACCCUCCAGCACACCAGGACGCAGGGCGUGGACAUCCAGGGUUCGACGACGUCUCUGGGAGCCUCCGGGGACGAGUGCCUGAGCGACUCCGGCACCUCCGGGUACGAGUCGUGUUCCUCCGAGGAGCUGAGCGAGCGCGAGCGACGCCUGGCGCACCUGAGGAGGCUGGCGAGGGACCUGGAGGCGUCCCUGCACCCCAACUCGCAGGCGUGGGCUGCCAUCACUAAGACCUUGUCCAGCGCCGAGUCGGAGCUGAAGGACCUGCAGAAGCACUGCCGAGAGCUGGUGGUGCGGUCCGCCGAGAGCCUCGACCAAGCCAAGACGUCCCCGCAGCUAAGGAGACGCAGCUGGACCAAGGACACGAAGGGGAGUCGGACAGGCCGCCUGGAGCGCCGAGGUCACUGUGCCUUGAGUGGGCGUGAUGGAUGUGGGCGUAGUGUGAGUAGUGGGCGCCGUGGGUGGAUGUGGAGAGUGGUGCGGGCGGCUCUGCCGUUCCAGGCCGCCCUCCUCCUGCUGUUCUGCGUGGCGUGCCUGCUGGAGCCCAACUGCUGCGACCACGUGAACACCCUCAACCUGUCCCUGAGCCCGCAGCUGCGCUACGUGCACGGCCCCCCGCCCGUCUGAGGCACUCGGCCGCCCCUGUAUAUUUGUUGUCUCUUACCUGUCCUGUACGUCAGGUGUACAUAACCCCCGCCACGAUGUACAUACCAUGGCCUGGUGUACAUAUGAAGGCAAAGUGCAGAUACCCCGGUCGGUUGACCCUCAUACCCGCUGCGUGUGUACCCGCGCGGGACCCGUGUGCGUCGGCGCACGCGCGUCCGCGCCGGCCGAGCGAGAGAGAGGGCCGGGAUGAGCGAGGCAGGUGUAGAUGGCUGUGACCCUGCAUGCCCUGGGGCCCUGCAAGCCCUGCAGGCUCUGACGGGACCCCUGCUCGGGACGUGACGCAAGCCCCCGCUCGCGCCGCCCGCCCACGAGGGAGCGGCAGCGCCCCAACCCUCACUCACACACGCCCACAAACCCGUCACUACGUCAUGUCAAAUAUUUUUGUAUACACUUAAUAUAUAUACUGGUAAUGUGUGUGGAUGGAAGAGAAGCGUAGUGUCUAGGAACGAGAGUCGUGGGUGCAAGGGCGCGCGUGACGCUGCAUGUCUAGUAGGGUGAUGUGUUGUGUGUUUGAGAUAUAGAUACAUCUAUAUAUAUAUAUGUAUGUGUACCCAGCAAUACUGGGUUGUAAUUCUAAUUAAAGCAGUGUGAAUAUUUUAAACUAGGCCCUGUAAAGAUAUUUUAGAAAAGGUUGAAAAUAUAUAUAUAAUGAUUUAGGGUGAUUGAAAAUGUAUACUGAAAAUUCUUCGAAUGGUGUUUGCUAUAUAGGUCUGACCAAAGCCCUCUAGGGUUUGGUUACUAAGGCGGCCGGCCCUUCGCGGUCGGCCGCCCUCGGGAGGUGCGUGCCAGGGCGCUCGCAUGACUUCGGGUCGUGCCAUGUUGGUGCCAUCUCCCACAGUACUAUGACAAGCCAGGCUACCCGGCAUUGCGGGAACCAACACGGAUUCGUUUGUGACCUGUGGGUAGCCGAGGCUCCUUCGGGAGAAGGCUAGAAGCGCCUCGCCAGGAGACACGGAGGCGCGGGCAUUGCAUGGAGGCCGCCAGGCGACCCUUGCGGUCAGUGCCGCGGACAUUGCCUUGCUCGAUACCUGAUACCACGCCCUGUGCUGGAGGCGCCGCCGACUCCCACUUCUAUUACUAUCAUGAUCCCAGUAAGGUCGGCUGAAGGCAUGAAUUCGUGGGCCCUGCGGCUCAUCCUGUCCCCAGGGUGCCCAACAGACGGCCGGAAAAGAUCUCGACACUUUAGCGAACAGUCGCUUUUAAGACACCUCAUCUGGACAUUCAACCGAUAGUCCAGGAAUGGACCGCGACCCUAAACGUUCCAGCAUCUGUCCUGUGCGAGAACUGGACGCCUGCCCGUAGCAAAGUCUAAAAACCUUGGUCAGCAGAAAGCUCAUGGUGGGCGCACGGACGCCCCGCCACUUUCGACUCUUUGUUGAGGCCUGCAGAUGGCCCAAGACUCGAGGUGCACGCACAGCACGGACACGCCCAUUACCAGGGCUCUUUGUCCUUAGACAUGCUGUUGCCCCAGUCUUUCGGUGCCAUUAUCAUAAGGCCCAGCAUUUGGAGCACGUAUCCAGGGUGCAAGGAUCGUUCUGCCAGGGCAGGCAGAAGUAGGUAUAAGGGAUUGGAAAUCCAUACCCGUACCAGUGUGGGUAAAGGCUGACACCACCAUUUUAGGGUCCGGCAUUAAACACCAUGUAUAUCAGCCUUGAUAAAAAGUAAAUAAGGUAAGGCAUGUAACACCCUAGUGUAGGCUCGACUCUUCAGCUCCUGCUCUAACAACAACAAUAGGCGGGGCGGGAUUCUUCGUGGUCGCGGCGCAGAAAGUGCAGGCGCGUCGGCAGACUGGGCGGACGAGCAACAAUUCGACAGAGCGACGGCCGCGACCAUUUGUGAGACUCCCGCCUCGCGCCUCAACAUCGUAGCCUUAAGGUCACUGCCUCAGCAGAGUUACAGGGGAAUGGACGUUAACAACAACAAAACGAUUAUUGAGUAGGCUUGUUACUGAGCCUUAAUGAAAAUUGAUGAUCUGAACACUCAGAUGUGUGUGAGCUGCCAUCGUCCCCUUUUCUCGACCAGCAAUUGUAGUUUUGAUGAGGAUGAUAAGUAUUAAGAAGGAUGAAUAAUGCGUGUUCGACACGCAGAGAAUUUAAAGGAAUUUAGGUAUUUUUAUAUAGGGUUUGAGACAUGGCCCUCCACGCGGGUGGACGGCCAUGUCGACAGGGUUCAUUCUGCGGCGAACAUUACCACGCCUUAUUCACACUGCAUUUUAUUCUAUUCAAACAUAUCCCUUUAUUUAACAGGAUGGGAGAUUUGUUUUAUUUUCUUAUGGUGCUAAUUAAGAAAAUUAAUCUAUUCUAUUCAUUUUACAGUGUAUGAUUACAAUUUACGUAGUAAUGUAUGCCAAAGGCUUUUUUCUACUGUAUUCAGUGGUUUGCGUUGUUUUUUGUACGUGGAUGAUGAUUUUUACUACAAAAGGGUUAAACUUUAUAUUUAUUUUAUAUGAAAAAAUUGUAAGAGUUGUUUGAUUGAAUGGUUCAAAAAUAUCUGGAUGGAUUAGAGUUUUCCUAUUUGUUUACUAAAGGACGGAGGACUGGGUGGGUUGUAGUACCUUAGUAGUUUAAGGCGCAGGAGAAAGAAGCUGCUGCCUCUGUUCAGUCAACCAAUUCUCUCCCAGCCACAGUCAUUGUUCCUAAAAUGUUGAAUGUGCGCUUUUUACGCUAUAGGAAUUAGGGUGUCCACCUCGGAAUUGGCAGGAGUGGAAGGAGUGGGAGACCCCCCUUCUAGGCGAGAUUGCAAGUCUGCAGACAUGUUGAAAUCCGCCUUGCAAGAAGCGGGGGUGCGACCGCCUCCCGCCGCCCUGCCCAGAGAUUGAUUGCCUUCAGGGUUGCCAGACGAAGCCAGACUUUGCCAGUCAUUUCCCUCCCAUUUGCGUGAUCCCAUUAGCCUCUUCAGUUUCGCGGGUGCAGCAACCCGUGUUUUACCGCUGAUUCCAUUGAAUAGAAAAUUGUACUUAAGGAACAGUUUCCCUUAUCCUAGUGCACUUUAGUAAGUAUUGCUUUUUACGAGAUCUCCUAGAAUGAAUGGGCGCGUGGACAGGGAGGUAGAUGUUGCGGGAAAAAGAAGGAGAGAAAUGGCUGCGCGAAGUCCGACUCGAUGCUAGAAGAAAUAGGCUUGUUAUCCGGGUGGCUCGCCGAACCUCCCCGUUGCCGCUUGCUGCCUGCAGGCUUUCUUGGACCAUCUUUGUGUUGCGCGUUUAGUAUGAGAAGGGGCCGACCUGUCGUGACGGUUGUAACAUUAGCCAGGGGAGGACGCUCUGGAAGGGCUCGGGCUCGUGGUGAAAUCCCUGCUCGCGGCUGUUCGUGUGUCUUCGCAAGAGGAAAUUCAUCCCCCCUUUUCCAUUUACCCAUCCCGCCCCCACCUUCCCCAUUGAACCCCACUCAAUCAAAUCCUCUCCCUCGACUUGGUUGUUCAAAUUCUUUGGGAUCAGUUCCUCGCUUCGCUCAAGAGUAUUUCAACAACCUCGGUCUCUUGGCCGGGGAAGGGGAAUACUUGUGUGCGGUUGCGGUUUUUGAUACAAAGAUGAAUAAAACAAUAAAUCUCUUUUCACUUUAACAAUACUAACUGUCUUUCUUCAUUUGUGAAAGUGCUUUUACUUAUAGUUUCUUAACCUUAGGUCCGAACGAAUGGAACCCAAAGUUUAGAAUUUUUUUGACAAAACAUCCACAACAUUAUUUGUAUGCUUCAGUUUCUCCUUAAUAUAUAAUUGCCCUCCUCUCUCUAACCCCCCCUUCCCCUCCAAUAAGCGAGACCACUCCCUAGCCCGUCCACGAAGUCUCUCUCAACGGUUUACAGUACAAAAAACCACAAUAUGUUUUAUAAGUGCCUUAGUGUCGUUGUCUCUUAGCUUCGUAGUAACGACAGGUACGCGCCCCGACGGCCACCCGCGGGAGUGAGAAUUCGAACCUUGUGUCCGGGAACCAUAAGGCUCAAAAGCGAUUGAGGUCCCUUUGGGUGCCGCGGCCAAGGCGAGAGGCCUCACUCUCGUGCUAGAGGAUAAUAAUGCUUUGUUCAGUGCUCACCUUAAUGGCUUCUUGCUUUGAUAUGUUUUGAGUGUGUCAUCCAGCCUUGAAAUAUGUCGGAUUAUGUUUUCCUUCUCUUUCUUAUUAUUUGUAUUCUGUGAAUAUUUACUGAUUAACACUAAAACACCAGAUUCUUUCUCCUGUAUUUUCAAGAAACAAAAUAAAAAAAUAUAAAUAAAAAAAGGAA